This is a messenger RNA of Sitodiplosis mosellana (orange wheat blossom midge), 1285 nucleotides long. Its product is annotated as enoyl-CoA hydratase domain-containing protein 3, mitochondrial. Gene Ontology annotation, molecular function: hydro-lyase activity. The transcript has 5 exons. The coding region runs from base 202 to 1065 and encodes 287 amino acids. Lineage: Eukaryota; Metazoa; Arthropoda; Insecta; Diptera; Cecidomyiidae. Gene Ontology annotation, cellular component: mitochondrion. The record is from RefSeq and is a predicted model, not a curated record.
AGCAUUUUUUUCUCGUUUGAUGUGUUGAUUUCACAGUAGAUAUCAUUAUUGGUUUUAUUUAUACCGAACGAAAUGUGCUGAGCCAACUUCAGCUCAAUUCAACCGAAUUUGACAAAUGACAACAUAAAUAAACAUCACACACGCACACAUAGAAUUGUGUGUUUUUGUUAUCAGUGUUGAUGAAAAAAAAGUAGAAAAAAAAUGCUGAAAUUCAUUAAAUCUCCUGGAUUUUGUGUCAACAAUUUCCGUAAAUUUUCGUCUGCUGUCGAAAUACCGGCAAAAUUAACACUAGUCAAUGAAAAGAAUGGCAUUCGAAAUGUGAUUCUGAACAGCCCAAAGAAUAGAAAUGCCCUCUCAAUGGAUAUGAUGACAGAGUUGCUGGCAAAUUUACGGCGCAAUAAACAAGAUGAAAAUUUGCGUUGUAUCGUUUUGUCAGCGAAUGGCUCGGUAUUCUCAGCUGGUCAUAAUUUGAAGGAAUUCUCUAUGGACAAAGGACAACAAUUGCAUCGUCAGGUUUUUGAAAAGGCCACUGAAUUAAUGUUGGAAAUCAUUCAGUCACCGGUGCCGGUUAUAGCAAAAGUAAACGGAUUGAGUGCAGCGGCUGGAUGUCAAUUAGUCGCUUGCUGUGAUAUCGUAGUUAGCACAAAGAAUAGCACAUUUUCGACACCGGGGGCGAGUUUUGGAGUAUUUUGUUCGACACCCGGUAUUAUAGUGUCUCGAACCGUCUCGUUGAAGCAAUCACUCUAUAUGCUUCUGACCGGAAACACAAUCACUGCUGACGAAGCCGUCAAAAGUGGUUUGAUCACACGCGUGGUUCCAGACGAAACUGAACUAGACCAAGAAAUCAAGAGAAUCACAGAUGCCAUCAAUUCAAAAAGUCGACCAAUCAUUCAAAGGGGGAAACGAUUUUUCUACGAACAAAACCAAAUGACUUUGAAAUCAGCAUUGAAAUACGGCGAACAAGAAAUGGUCGACAACAUAGCUACCACUGAUGGGCAGGAGGGAAUACAAAGUUUCAUCAAGAAACGAAAACCUGUUUGGAAGCACUCUCCCGAAGAUAGUUGAUCAGCGAAGAGGUCCAAUGGGUUCAUGGAUCAUAAUGGCAAAAAUGGAUAAUUGGAAUUUUUGAAGAAGAAAAAAUCAUUGAAAAUUAAGCAGAUUCAAAAGAAAUGGAUACGGUAAUAUUUAAUUUGUUUAAUAUUUAAUGUGUUUUUACAACUCAAUCGCAAUUGAAAUGACAAUCAAAUUGCAAUAAUGCAAAUAAAUGUGGAUAUUUGUAAAAAUA